ACUUGUGUGAGCUAUUCGAAGAACGUCUCAGUGCUUUGCGCGAGGUCCGGACGGUUUCAUAGUAUCAGUUGGAUCACUCUAUAGUGCAUUAUGUCGUCACAGGCUCCCAAUGAAUUAGGACAGAACGCGGUUAUGUGCUACUUCCCUUGGCUUCCGUACUACCUUAGGUACCAGAUUGGCUUUGAUAUUCUUCUUAAUACUCCUGAUGCACAAGCAGAUCCUUCCGUGGCAGGUCAAUCUCCGCGCUUGAUCCAUGUUCAGUUGCACUUUCCAGAUGGGUUUCUCUGUAAUCCGGCUAACUUCGAUGAACUGCCACAUCCCCUUUUCUUUCUAGGUGGUGAGCAAGACGUCUACCCCCCACACCCCCAUUUCAAUCCGCCAGUGUACCCAGAUUACUUACAUGCAACAUCACCCUUAAACCACCUUGUACAGAUGUACUUCCACAGGGUUAUGAUGUGGCAAGGACAACUUGAUACUCGUGUGGUUGUACGUGUCGUAAAUGGUCAGCCUGGGGAAUAUUUGGUAAUUGAUGACACGCUAUACGAUGCCAUUCCUCAGGGUAAUGAGUGUGGCGAGUUUCAUAGAGAGCCAGAACAUGUUCGCAACAAAAGACCGCAGGGUGUUCAAAAACGCAAGCGUUCAAAGCAGUCGGACAAACAGUCAGAACGUUCACGUCAGCAUCCCUCAAAGUCAGGAAUCACAGAUCAACGAGACGCAUCAUAUCCAGCUAAACGCACAUACAAUGAAAGUGCCGCCACAGACCCCAAAGACCAUCUGCAAAACCAAGAUAUGUCUACACUGAGUCAGCUAAUGGCAGGGGAAUAUGAAAGCAUGCAAGAGAUACAACCCGAAGAGGAUAAUGCCACAUCAGUUACCACUCAGGCUAAUGUUGCCACUGUCACAAAGGAAAUGGAUAAUUUGGAUUUGGAUGGCCAGAAUACUGAUGAAAAUAUCGUUCAUGAUGACGAAUACGUAUUUUUUGAUGAGUGGGUAGUAAAUUUAUAAUUUUGAUAUUGUUGCUUCGCGCAUUCCAGUUAACGAAUUAAAAACCUAAGCAAAAUGUUCAUGUCCAACAGCAGAAAUACGAAAAAAAUGGUUAUGUUACUAGAAUUUCGACAUAAUACAACACUAUUUUAAGCAUAAGCUUAAUAUGGACACUUGUUUUGGAGAUAUAACAGCAGUCAGAUUAUUUUUAUUGUCGAAUUACUGUAGUUAGAAAGGAGAAUUAAAAAAAAUAUAUAACUGGAAAUAGAAGUAGAUAUUUCGGUUAAAUUAGGCUGUUGUAAUCAUGGAAUUCACAUUUAUAUGUGGUAAAUAAUGUAUGGCCUAUACAAAUGUGCCUUUCUGCACUAAAAUUCGAUAUGAUAUAAUGAACUAUCAGUUUAUUGGUUGUUACAAUUUAUUUAUAGAAUUUUUCCAAGAACUAAGUGAAAAAAGGUGUCAAAACCACAUUUUAUACAGUGAGAGGAAUCAAUGCUUUGUUUCCUUACCACAUAGAGUAUCAUACUUGAUUGUUAAUCAUGGUCUCUUUUGUAUA
Molecule: messenger RNA, 1537 nt
Organism: Schistocerca cancellata (South American locust)
Lineage: Eukaryota; Metazoa; Arthropoda; Insecta; Orthoptera; Acrididae
Exons: 2
Coding region: 91-1005 (304 amino acids)
Source: RefSeq, a predicted model, not a curated record